GGUACAGAGGCUGGAGUCAGAGGAGGACGACCAGUACAUACUAUCUUGCAGCAGUCCAGGCACUAGUGAGGUGUGUAGUGUUGGAUUUACAUUUAUAUUUAUUAGAAAAUCAUCAUACUCGGUGACAGUACUUUCUUGGAAAAUUUGUAUCUGAUUUAAAACAGUGUGGAGUUGAAGAGUGGAUUUAAAUGUAGGAUUGAUUAUUUUGCUGUUUAAUACUAGAAAGCUUACAGACUGCGUUCGUCAGCUUGGAUAUCCCUGUAUAACAGAUGCUGAAUUCUCCAUCGGCUGUGAACUGUCCAUCUCUCAGAUUCUAUACGGAUAUGUGAAUCACUUGGUGAUUUUGGAGUAGUACUUUAAGAGUGUCUGUUAGUUUAUCAGUGUUAAUUUCUGUGGAUGGUUACCUGGAUCGGGAAACGAAGCUGUCAACUUAUCGCAGAGUUUUAUAACAUUCGGUAGGAUGUUUCACAAGAGGACAAAACGACGACAUUCCAUACUGGACCUAUAGCGGUCAGUUACAGUGUUAUACCAUGUCAUAACCCCACAUCACCAUUCCUUCAUCAGUUGUUCUUGGCAAAAUGAACAAGAUGGCUGCAUUCCAAAACCUCAUCACCACAUUACUGCUUUUCAUCAAUAUUCCUUCAUCUCUCCUGGAGAGAAUAGUUAACCGACCACCUCAUGUGAUCCAGCAGCCGAGCCCCAUACCAUACAGGGACUGUGCCGAAUGUGUCCAGGGUGAUCGCGUCCUGGUGUAUUUUAAAGAGGGCGAUACAAUCACCCUAUUUUGUCAGGCCAAUGGCCUGCCUAUUCCAGAAUACACAUGGACAAAAAAUGGAAAAGAAAUUGAUUUUGAUGCUGUAGAAUAUAUAUCACCUGUUACAAACAUCACUCGGAUAGUAGCUGAAGUUUUCGGUGGUUCAUUAACAAUUGAAGAAACAUCUGAUUACGAUGUUGGAAUAUACCAGUGCUCAGCACAUAACAAGUUGGGUAGAUCUCUGUCUAAAAAAGUUCAAAUGAUCAAAGCGAUCAACGAACCAUUUCCAUCAGUGACAGUUCCGAAAAGAGUAAAUGUGGUCAUCGGAAACUCUGUAACAUUAACUUGCAAUCCCCCUCUUAGUAUACCUAAAGCUAUUGUGUACUGGACUGACACCAAUGAUCCAUCGAGUGCAGGAUCGAGGAUUAAACUGGAUGAUCGUGUGGUCAUGGACUAUUCUGGGAAUCUACACUUUGCCAAUGUGAUACCAUCAGACAACAGGAGUGGCGAACCCUAUGUGUGUAACGCCUGGCAGAAAAGUGUAUUCCGAUCCUUCCUUCAGGGAGACGACAAAAUCAUACAGACCAAAGGAUCCAUGGGCAAAUUUCCUGUGAGUGUGAUGUGGAAUUCCAACAAAACAGUGACUGGUCUCCUCGGUGAAACAGCAAAGUUCAUGUGUAUAUUUGCUGGAAAUCCCACUCCAAACAUUACCUGGAAACACAGAGGCAUCCCUCUAGCUAAGACUGGACAUGAGCUUGUCAUCAAAAACCUCAAAUAUAGCGACCAGGGGGACUACGAGUGUAAAGGACAGAACAAACUCUCCAAGGGCAUCACAGUCACGUUUUCCCUUACGGUCCAGUCCAAGCCAUCGUGGGCAACAGCUCCAGUGAAUCAGGAUGUUGGAGUGACUGAAGAUGCAACAUUCCAGUGUAUACCCCAGGGUCUACCCAAACCUACUGUCCAGUGGUUCAUCAACGGCAAACCUAUAAGCGAAGUACCAGCCACUCGGCGGACUCUAGCUAACGACGUACUGACAUUCCAAAAUCUAGAAAAACAAGAUUCCCAGGUCAUACAGUGCCUAGCAACCAACAAACAUGGCACUUUAUGGGCAGAUGUUUACCUUAAUGUCCUCGCAUAUGGACCAGAAAUCACCAGUGGCCCUGGUCAGCUGACCGUCGCUGAACGCCAGUCUGUGACGCUAACGUGUGAAAAUGAUGGAAAGCCACAACCUGAGUUAACUUGGAAAAAGGGUGCACAAAUUUUACGGGGGAGCCGGUACACACAGACUGGGUCAUCCAUCACCAUCGCAGAUGUUUUGAGUGCUGACGGUGGCACCUACACCUGUACAGCUUCCAACGUGUACGACAAAAAAUCUAGCACAGGCUCUCUGACCGUGCGAAAGAGAACACGUAUCAUGUCAUCACCUCAGGAUAAAAAUGUCACCUAUCCAAGUCCGGUGAUCUUCAAGUGCAAUGCCAUCACAGACAGCGCCGAGACCGAUAAUCUUAAAAUCAAUUGGCUGAAAGACGGUGUUCCUUUGGACACAAAUGACCCGAACAUUGAAAUGAUGUCGGAUGGAUUCAAAAUCAAAAAAACUUCUAGUGCUUAUACCGCUAACUACACCUGCUGGGCACAUAAUGGCAUAGACGAGGCCAAGGCUGUGGCAGAACUCAAAGUCCGAGCUCCUCCAGAUCCAUCCAGCGAAAUCUACAUUCUUAACUGCGACGCCCGGAGUGUAUCACUGCGCUGGGAAAAGUCUAGGGACAACUUCUCUCCAAUACAACGCUAUGUGGUCGAAAAACACAACGGAUUCAACCCAGGCCAAUGGGCUUUUCUGGCUGAAACUGAAGGAACUGUGACAGAGGUAGAAGCUGAACUUUCUGCCUGGGUGAAUUACACAUUCAGGGUGAAGGCGUUCAAUGAUUUCGGGGAAGGGCUGCCAUCUAAUCCGACCGGAACGGUGUGUAGAACACAAAAAGCAUCUCCUGACAAACACCCAGAAAAUGUUAACAUCAUCGACAACAAACCGAACUUCCUCAUCAUCGAAUGGGAUGCCAUGGAGCCAACCCUUCACAAUGCACCAGGUUUCUUUUACAAGCUGACCGCCAGAAACAUAAAUACAGGCAAACAGCAUACGUUUGUCAUCGACGACUAUAUGGAGACGAGGAAGGAAAUUCAGACAAAUGACAUCUACGAGGAGUAUGAAAUCUAUGUGAUGGCCUUCAAUGAAAUAGGCAAGGCAGUAACUCCACCUCUGACCAACAUAGGACACUCCGGAAUGUCAGCGCCUAAUGUGGUUCCUGCAAACUUUGAGGUUGAUCCUGACGUAAACAUUACUUAUGAAGAGGCAGGAUUCCGUUGGGAUCCAGUCGACGAAAGCCCUGAGGCGAUGCAGGGCAAAUUCGAAGGCUAUAAGAUUCGAUACUGGACACUUGAUAACCCAGACAAGAUGUUUGAGGUCAUUGUCCGUAAAGAAUUCCUGCAUGGGAGUCGAAAUCGGCGAACAACAUUCAAAGAAACAGCGAGAGUGAAGAAUCUUCCAGCAUAUACAUCCCUACAGCUGGACGUUGUUGCCAUCAACACAUACUUUGAGUCUAACAGCAGCAACGUACUCAACCUUUCGACACCAGAGGGCGUGCCCGACAAAGUCCAACGUCUGCGAGCCACUAGUCGCGGUGUUGUGUACAUCAAACUCUCCUGGGAGGAACCAGAACACCCAAAUGGCAAAAUCACAGGCUACGAAGUCUCGUAUGAAGAAAUACAUGGCCUGACUGUGGGGAAUUCUGUCAUAGCAAACGACACCAUCCUCGAGUUAAACGGUGGAUUUAUCACGCGAGUCAAUGGACUAAAUGAAAAUACACAAUACAGAAUGCACGUUCAGGCAAAAACAGGCACAGGUCUUGGGGAAGACAUGUUCAUUGACGUAAUGACUGCAAUUCCUGGUGAUCCUGCUAUGCCUCAGAUUGAUAGGAUCACACCUCACUUUGACGCGAUCAAUGUGUCAUGGACAAUCAAUGCAAACCAUGACCGAGCCGGCUAUAAUCACUAUGUGGAAUACCGUCGCCAAGGAAACCACAAGUGGAGCGAGAUGACGGGAGAACUGAUGAAAUCUUGGCAGAUGGUUCCAAAUCUCACAUCUGGUGUUACCUACGAGGUCCAAGUCGUAGCAACCAGUGGACAGGAAAUCAAGCGGAGCAGUGUCCACACUGUUGCCACACUUGGGGCACAAGUUGCCUACACCGAGAAGGUAUAUGAGAGCCUAUGGUUUAUCAUCAUGCUGGUCGCCUUAGCUCUCCUCAUCAUCAUCUUUAUCAUUGUGUGCCUUGUCAAACGGAGCCGAGGGGACAAAUAUCAUGUACAAGAAAAUGAAAGGCUUAAAGGAAUACCACCAGAGGAUAAGAAAUCUGCACAUGUUAAUGAUUUUAAUGAGAACGGUGAGAAGCAGCCUCUAGCCGGUGGAUCUGACCCUGACCUUGAGAAAGCUGGCCUUGACAGUGAACAGGACAGUUUAGAAGAAUAUGGAGAUGUUGACCCUAGUCGUUUUAAUGAGGAUGGGUCAUUCAUAGGACAAUACGGAGCACAGAAUGUCUCCACUGCAGACGAAACUCAACCGUCAGCCAUGCACACAUUUGUUUGAUUCUUUUAGAUUCGUAGCUUUGUAGCAACAAAUACAAGCAAAUACUGUAUUGUCAUAGGAAUCAGGCCAAGCAAUUAAUGUUGCCAUAGCAACAGGUGAAAGCAAAUAAUGUGUUGCCAUAGCAACAAGGACAAGCAAAUAUUUCACUGUCAUGGCAACAAGGAAUAGCAAAUACUGUAUCGCCAUGGCAACAAGGCCAAGCAAAUCAUGUGCAAAUACUCUUAUCAGAGCAUUUAAUGCCAAGCAUUCCAACUGAAUUUCAUAGUAAUAAAAUACUGUGUGAUGUCGUAGCUACAAGGCCAUGAACUACAGUGGAGUUCAUUGUAUCAAAAUACUUUUGUGUUCACUUACACUUAAUAUAUAUUGAUGUCACGGAUACUUGGAAACGCUUAAGUGUGUCUAGUCAAUACGAUGAAAAACAUGAAUCUCUGGUCAUGGGUUGUUCUCUAGAAUAUAUCGACUGCUUGUGAUACUGUUUUUGACGUGCAAUUUUGUCAUUCGUCACACGAUUCCUGGUUACCAUGGAUACAUGCAUCAUCUCGCAUUUUGUCAUCUUCAGCCAAAGCCUUCUUUAGUGUCACUGUUGGCACGGAGUCCUGAAUACAGUGCUCAGAGAUUUUGUGACAAGUCUCGUACUAUAUAUAUAUAUAACGUAAAGUUACUAAACAAAUGAAAGUCACAGAAUCCUGGAGUGAACUUCAAAUCGGUGUUGUCUUGUGGGAAAGUUCUCUGACAAAAGUCCCAGUAUUGAUGUUUUCGCUUACAAAAAUAUUUAUGCAUAAAUGUUGAUUUGUUAAGUAACAUACGUGAUUGAGUCAAUCUGCAGCAGCGUGUUUGUGUACCAUUGAAUCUACAAUAUGAUGAUCUAUAUAUAUAUAUAUAUAUAGGAACAAUAGAAUUUCUUUGACUGUGAAUUUUAUUUAAUUUUCUUAUUUAUUUAUUAAUGACCGAAGUAUGAUGAUAGUUUCUCUAUGGGUGAGUGUGACCACCAAAGGCUGGUGAUAUUGCAACACUGCUUUACAUGCAUUGAGAAUGCCUGCAACACUGUCCUUUUUUUUCUAGUGCAAUAUACAUAAUAUCCGAAUUCCACAUGGAUUGGUGGUGAUCCACAAGUAGUGGAUUCAAGUAAUCUCCAGGAGAAGUGUAUUUCAGUGAUCCACAUGUUGUGGAUUCUAGUGAUCCACAGGAAGUGGAUUCUGGUGAUUCACAAGUAGAGGGUUCUUGUAAUCCACAAGAAGUGGAUUCUAGUGAUCCACAAGUAGAGGGCUCCUGUAAUCCACAGGAAGUGGAUACUCGUGAUCCACAAGUAGAGGGUUCCUGUAAUCCACAGGAAGUGGAUACUCGUGAUCCACAAGUAGAGGGUUCUUGUAAUCCACAGGAAUCGGAUACUCGUGAUCCACAAGUAGAGGGUUCUUGUAAUCCACAGGAAGCGGAUACUCGUGAUCCACAAGUAGAGGGUUCUUGUAAUCCACAGGAAGUGGAUACUCGUGAUCCACAAGUAGAGGGUUCUUGUAAUCCACAGGAAGUGGAUACUAGUGAUCCACAAGUAGAGGGUUCUUGUAAUCCACCAGCAGAGGGUUCUUGUAAUCCACAAGAAGUGGAUUCUUAUGAGUUAAUCUGCAAGUAGUUGAUCACAGAUUGAAUAAUAUCAAUUAUUUGAUGAAGUUUGUCCAUAAAUUGUAUGUCCAUGUAUUUAUAAAGCCAUGAUCAUUUACAGUGCUUAUAUUGUAGAAUGAGAGGGUGUGAGUGUGAGUCAGAAUUAUUGAAUUGUUACCAAUAUAGAAUUUACUGCUGCAGAUGAUACAGUUUCCAUUCCUUCAUGUAUUUCCUAUGAAAUAAUUAUUUGGAUGUUAUAACAUGUAUAUUACAAUGUUUAGUGAUAGGUUGAAAGCCAGACAUGUUUGUUACCAAAAACCACAAGCCAUGUCACCGUGGUAACGUGUUACCAUGGUAGCUUAAAAUGUCACCUAGUAAUGUCGGAGAUUUCAUAGCUGCCUUACAUGUCCAAGCCGAUUCUGUUGACAUUCGAAACUUCAGAAAUUCUGCACUGCUAUGUUAGUAAACAAAUAUACAGAUGAAUCAUCGGGAAGCAAAUUCAGAUUAGUCAAAACCUGAAAAUGUUUGAGAAAGAAAUGCAAGAGCAAAAAUGUGGCAAUGAGAUGAAUGUUAUUGUAUUGUAUUGUUGAACGGCCCAUUGACAGUUUGAGUCAUUUAGGCCAAAGAUGAAUUGUACAUGUUUGUGUGAGAACAUGGCCAACGCCAUGAGUAAUGGAAAGUCUUCUUUUUUUUCUUUGAGGAACAAAAGUUCUUUUGUGAAAUAUUAAGUUUGAAAACUCUUUGUUACUGAGAUAUGAAGAAUUAUGUGGCAAUACAAAAUAGUAAAUUCAUUUGGUGGUGAAAUCUCAAGCAAGCAAUACAGUGUGUAUAUCUAGUCCAGUUGGUAAUGCUUGUAGACCCCCUCCCCGCCUCCCCUCAAUCCGAGAAGUUCCACUAAUGCAUUAUGGGAACAUGAGUCCACAUUCAACUGACUAUCCAAUCAAAAGGCUCACAUAUAUACAUUCACAUUGGAGAAUUAGAUUUUGAUGAACAAAAAGAAAAAAAGAUCUGCGUUUGUGAUAUUUUAUACUCACCAAAAUCUCAUUCCAUUUCCAUAUCUUAGCAUAGACUGAUGCAGCAUUUCAACCAGGGACCAAGACAGAUCAAGCAAAAAUUAUGUACUGUAUAUAAUACACUCGUCAUGGUGAAAAAGUGUUGUUGUUACACACUAGCUUAGGACACAGUAUAGAUUUAACAUUAGUGUUUAACAUAUAGUAAUACAGGGUUUCGACUUUGUUAAAUUAAGUUACUGUUUAAAAACACAAUCACUAACUGUACAAAAACAAAUUUACUACUGUAUAAAAAACAAUUAAGUUACUGUUUAAAAACAAUCAGUUACUGUAAAGAAAAAACAAAAAAAAAACUCAAUUACUAUAUCAAAAACCAUUAAGUUACAUAUAUAAAAAAAUCAGUAGUUAUUGUAGGAAAUUUAACAAAAACAAAAAAUUAUAAAACAAGUGUAAAACUUAAAAUCGUAACUUCAACACAUGUACACAAACCAUUAACUUCUCUAUGUUGUUAAGCACACACAGUAUACUGUAUGGAGUAUAUUGAAUGGAUUAACACUCAUUUGACUCGUCUAUUAUCCAUUUUUGUCAGACUUUAUUAAAAUCUUGUGUCAUUUGGCAGAAAAGAAUAUAGCUAUAGUUCUUCUGUGUCCAUUUAUCUGUAUAGAAUAUAUAGACGUUGUUUUUGCAUGAAUAAAAAUCCAGAUUUUUGCGGUAAAUUUUAAACUCAUAUUUCAACUGUUUUGAUUGAACUGUUUUGCAUGGCCCUAUAGCUAGAAUUCAUUUGAUACAUUCAGAAAAUAUUUUUACUUCAGAAAAACCCAAAGAUUGAGGCCAGUCAUUCAUCAUCUUAAUAAUAAUAUAAUUCAAAACAAUUGUAGGUUUAAAACUUGCAUUUAUAAUGAUUUCAUAAAGCUACCUAUCAAUUAUAUAUAAUUGUAAUAUAAUUUAUAAUAUAUAAUUUAUAUAGUUUAUAUAUAAUUUUCAUGUUCAUUAUAUCUAUUUUUUCAUGUUUUUAUUCUAUUCUUGAAAACAAGGAAAGAGGACCCGACGGUUUUAAUAAAAGGGAAAUACGCCUGUUGCAUUGUAGUCUGUCGAGAAGUGAAGAAUAAUAGAGAUCACACCAAUUGAUGUUCAAUAUAUAUACUAUAUUGUAUACCAUCCAAGUUAGCUUUUCCAUUCUAGUCAUUUGAUAGCUACAGUAUUCAAUGUUUUGCAUUUUUUAUUUAGUACAAAGGAAAAACGGAGAAAUCCCUCAACAUCGGGAUAAAAUUGUCGUAUAUGUGUACGUUUUUUUUUAAUGUAAAACGUUUGUGCGGUAACCACUAUUUACAACUCGAACAUGUGUUAUGAUAUUCUUUUUAUUAUGAAGACUCUGCUGUACAAAAUUUGACGUAAAUAAAUAUAUGUAAAUCUUGUGUCAUAUGACGUUAUGGGUGUAAAUAUGCGAGAUAUGAUGUGUGCUCUGAUAUUUUUAUAUAUGUGAUCUGAGUGACUAGGAAGCUUGGGUGUGGUUUUGUUUAUUAUCCGUAAAAGUAAAAAUACGUUCAAAACAACUUUAAUAAGGUUAAAGAUCGGCGUCAUCAGGGUUUUUUUUGUUUUUUUUUGAGGAUGCAUCAAGGAAACAAAAGGUAAACUUACACAUCAGUUUUUAUGAAAUUUAUAACGGUAAAAGACCAAAAUUACAUGACGACCUAACAUUGAUGAUUGACGAAAUUUCUAUAACACGUAACUUACCUGUACAUUGAUUUCAAUAAAUUAUUAAAUGUUCCACGUUCUGUCUUGAAAGAAGGUCAAGACCAUUAGAUUUGGAAAAUGCCUUUUUAAUGCUCGAUAAAACGGCCAAAACUAUUCGCAGUAAUACUAAAUACCUACCGAGUACCACAACCUCCAUUUUAUGUACAAUGCAUCACUAGCGACACUAGAAACCUACAAAUGUAUCGUCACCUUGUUUAUUUUGUGCAAUAUUUAUUUUUAUCGAGAAGGAAGAAAACAAUUUAAUGUGUGUACUCUCAUAAUGUAUUUGAAUGAAAGAAAGUAUGUCUCGGUAAAAACUGAGGAGUCCUGUUAGCGAGUUUACUAUACACUGGGAUGUAUACGUCCUGGGAUUCGCUUUCAUCGUACGUGUAUUAGCAGCGCUGAUAGUAUUCCGUGUCAUGUAUAUCAUUGUGAAAAAAAAAAUCCACCUUUUUUAAAAUUCCAUUAGUAUUUAAUCUUACCGCUACAGAACUCAUGUUUACUGUGAUCAGAGUCACAGAUUCAAGCUCAUUAAGCUACCAGACUGGUACUGCUAAUUACCCUCACUUUACCUCUCGUCAAUGAACCAACCUUAGCAUAUUUAUUUGUAUCGUCCGGUUCCAUUAGAAAGCGGUAGAUUUUCAAGAAACUUCCACUUUAGCAAGUCUAGGAACCGACUCUGUGUGAAAUUAACAUAAUUUUUUGUUUAAAUUAAAGUGGGGAAAUCCCACAAGAACCAACGUCCAUUCAGUGUAGUUUAGGAAAAAGUUCAUCUUCUAGGUCUCAGUAUGAAGUGUUUUAAUACUUGAUAUUAAGAAAAGGAAAUCCAAUAUACUGUAGUUGUACACAAAGUUUUUUUUCACAAUGGUGGCAGUCUUUUGUACAUUGAUUGACACCUGUCAAUCUUGUAAAGAAGUUCCAGAUGAUAUUAGUGAUUUUGAAUCUCCCACAUAUUUCUAUCAGCGUUUUAAUUUUACUGCGAUGUAAACAACACAUAUCACUAUGACAACAAUAAUGGUCUACCCACUCCGUAGGUUUUAUGAUAUUAAGCAAAUGUUGAUGUAGCUCUUAGAAAAGUGCAUCAAACUUUCUCCUUCGGACCAGAUGACCAAUAUAAUCAGUGCAGGUCACUACUCUGGUGGUCAGUUGUACUCUGUCCAGUGUAUUCCAAUACUACUAUUUCCACUGACCGCUGUAUUCCAGUGCAGGUGGUCAGUUUCCCAACUGACCAGUGUUGGGGUAUAAGACUUAUUCAAGUACACCUUGGUAUUACCCUUUAAGUAAACUCAGUGGACCUGUGUAGAUUUAAAUCUCUUCUCAAGAUGAAAAAUAUAAUUACCUGGUAUAAAUAAAAUCUGUUAUAGAAAUUUAAUUAUCAAGCCAAUGUUGCUACAAUAAGUUGAUACAAGUAAAAUUAGGUUCCGAAUUCUGGUUUUGAAUUAUGAUAAAUGUGUAUAUAAUGAUCUACCAAAUUUAGACACUUAAAACAAGGAAAGUCACUUGAUUCAUUAGAGACUGCCCUGGCCCGUACUAGGCAGGUAAUGUGACGAGGAACUGUCAAAAAAAAAAUGUCAUGUGACUUUGGAGCUCAUUAAUAAAUCGAAGAUCAUGCGACUUUCAGCUUACACCUUGGUUGUAACUUGUAUGUAUAUAUAUAUAUGUGUUGGCACCUUAAUGAGUUCUGAUGAGAGGUUCAACUUCCUUCGUCAAGCAUAUAUCCGACAAAGCCUAUAAUUCCGAGGUAAUUUGUGUUUCAGCGAUUCCAUAAACAACUGCCACUCGUAUCUUUUAACAUCGGUCUCUAUCCUCGAUGACUAUUUGUACUCAUUUGUCAUGUCUGUUUACAUUGUAAAAAUAAAGUUACAAAGAAAAAAUA
Molecule: messenger RNA, 10607 nt
Organism: Pecten maximus
Lineage: Eukaryota; Metazoa; Mollusca; Bivalvia; Pectinida; Pectinidae
Product: neuroglian-like
Exons: 24
Coding region: 579-4391 (1270 amino acids)
Biological process (GO): axon guidance; cell-cell adhesion
Cellular component (GO): axon; plasma membrane
Molecular function (GO): protein binding
Source: RefSeq, a predicted model, not a curated record